Messenger RNA from Lindgomyces ingoldianus, 900 nucleotides. Its product is annotated as class II aldolase/adducin domain-containing protein. The transcript is spliced from 3 exons. Gene Ontology annotation, molecular function: actin filament binding. Bases 1 to 900 code for a protein of 299 amino acids. The record is from RefSeq and is a predicted model, not a curated record. Lineage: Eukaryota; Fungi; Ascomycota; Dothideomycetes; Pleosporales; Lindgomycetaceae. Gene Ontology annotation, cellular component: cytoskeleton.
AUGGCUCCAUCCGCUGUCCCCGCCGAAUCAAUAGUCGUCCCACAGAUGAAGCAGCUGGUCUCAAAAGGUGAAGAGAAGCCCGCCCAGGGACUCAGCCCGCUUCAGGCCAUAUCGCAAGGAGUCUGCCUCCCCGGCAUCCCCAUCUUCUCUUCCAUGGACAGGCAUCGAGCGUGGAUUCUAGAACACAUGGCAGGCGCCUUCCGUGUCUUUGCUCGCAAAGGCUUCACAGAAGGCAUGUCCGGCCACAUUUCCGUACGUGAUCCAGAGAAUUGCCACACCUUCUGGACGAAUCCUCUCGGCAAACAUUUCGCAACACUGAAAGCAUCUGAUAUGAUACUUGUCGACUACGAUGGUAAGGUAGUAGGAGGCAACACUUCUCGACCGGCCAACGCAGCUGGGUUUUUGAUCCACUCCGCUGUGCACAAAGCCAGGCCUGAUGUACAUGCGGCAUGUCAUUGUCAUGGGAAGGCGGGGAAGGCGUGGAGUGCAUUUGGCAGGAAGCUUGAGAUGAUCAAUCAGGAUAUCUGCUAUAUGUAUGGCGAAGCCCAGGCUGUUUAUGAGGAAUUCGGUGGCGUUGUACUGGACGAGGCCGAAGGUAAGCGUCUUGCAGCUGCGUUAGGCCCAAAUGGGAAAGGUAUGAUCUUGAGAAAUCACGGGCUUUUAACCGUAGGAGGCACAGUUGACGAGGCUGCGUAUCUCUACACUCUCAUGGAGCGCUCCUGUGAGGUCCAGCUGAUGGUCGAAGCUGCCGCUGCCAAUGGCAUUCCAAAGAUAUUCGUUGAUGACGAAGCGGCGGCAUAUACCUUCAAAAUGGCUAGUGACCCUGAGAGCCUCUACUGGGAGUUCCAACCUGACUUAGAGUAUGAGCGGGAAAUUUGCGACGGUAUUUUCGCAAACUAG